GUCAACAAAUAAGUUUCGGAGUUUUCAAUUUUAUUCGUUUGUACUAAUUAUAAGUCUGAAUAAUUCAAAUAAUUUAUUGAAACACGUGUGAUAUUAUAGUUUUAGUUCAAGAUGCUACUUUAAUUUUGAAUAUAACGAGAUGGUCACUUUGUUUGCGGAGGAGUCAUCUUAACAACUUCCGUCGUCGCAACUUCAUUAUCUUGUAUGGUGAAUAAAUCUGCGCCUGAUGUUUAUUCGGAUGAACUGAUAAAUUUUAAUAAUUUACGAAUCGGAGCAGGAGAGUCCUAUUAUACUGAAAAUAUAAAAGCUUACAAGACCUUCGAGAUAGAAUCUGUGUAUAAAACAAAUGAUUCCUUGAUCAUCCUCGGGGACCAUAUGCUGGCUUUGCUGAUGUUGAAGACUCCGAUAGAAGUCGACGAACAAAUGAGGCCUGCGACACUUUCAAAUCCGGUUUGUGACGGAACUGGAUCUUUACUUGAACAAAAUUUGGAAUGUUCGACCCUAAGUUGGGUCCCUACAGGCAAACAUGAAUGGAAUCUGCAUCAUACUCGAGUCAAUCUUUUGCCUCUGAAACGUUGCAUGGUUUUACAACCAAAUAAGUUACUCGACUUGGAUGAUGAUUUACACAUUUGUGUCACAAUUAUGUCUGAAGCAAAACAUGAAGAUGAAGAGAAUGACCAUCAUGAUGAUUAUGAUGAUGAUGAUGAUGAUCAUGAUGAUCAUGAUGAUGAUGACGAUGAACAAUCUUUAAAAUCAGAUUCUCCACUCGAUUAUGAUGAAGGGGCUCUCUUGGUUUGUGGAAGAGGUUCACAGGAGAAUCUGGUUGGAGUGUUUCAUGGAUUCUAUCGGAUGAAGCCUAGUGGACAUACUGGUGUACCUUAUACGGCGCCACUUCGCGUAGUCCUUACCAGCGCCGCUGAAUUCGGCACCACCGGAUUUCUGCGUCCGCUCCUUGGGGAAGGUAUCGAAUCCAGCUCAUCCAGUCGGAAGGAACUGUCAUCCCCAGAAGCAGCGACAUCAAAUGGGUUCUGAGAGUUCUCCUCGAAACUGGGGCCUGGUUCUCCAGAGAUGUCUCGGGACACAUCAUUGUCGGGCAUCAUGCCCAGGAGCCAAUCAUCGGACAGGUUGUUGCGUGUGUGACGCCGCCUUAUGCCGUGCCUGAAAAGCGUUUUUUUGAAUCCUGUGCAAGGAGUUCUUUUGGGCCACAAAACCACUACCGCACUGUGUAACCUUGUCGGCUUUUCUAAAAAACAAUUCAACUAAAAAUUACUUUUUUAUUUUUGUUACUAACAUCCACACUAGUUUUAACAUAUGACAUACAU
Ctenocephalides felis (cat flea) is the source of this 1322-nucleotide messenger RNA. RefSeq lists its product as uncharacterized. NCBI's taxonomy places the organism in Eukaryota, Metazoa, Arthropoda, Insecta, Siphonaptera, Pulicidae. Bases 205 to 1032 code for a protein of 275 amino acids. The transcript has 6 exons. The record is from RefSeq and is a predicted model, not a curated record.